AUGGAGAAGACGAGCGAACACCAGAAACUCUCAUACUCGUGGCACCAGGCUACAGUUUUGCUUCUUGUCCCAUAUGAAACCUCAAGAGAAGACGUUGUUGUUGUUAUUGAACGCAACUAUCUACUCGCUGGGGUUAAAGGCCAACAGCCCAUCGUAAAAGGUUGUCUUUACAGCCACGUCGACGUGGCGAACUCGGCGUGGCAACUCGAACCCCGCAACUCGCGUCUUUCCGCUCGGGAGCGUACCACGUCGACCCUAUCGACAACGUCCACCCAAUCUUCUUUCGCCUUCGUAUCCGACCCCGAAAUUUCAAGCAGUUUCGCAGCUUCUCUGGAAAGUGGUCAAGUGUCUGAUGCAGAGGAGAUUGUAGCUCCUUCACCCGCGUUAUCAUCGCCUAUCUCCUCGUCUGACGAACACACCAGCAGUGCAAGUCAACGUCACUCUAUCCCUGUUACUUCUAGUCCCGCAUCGCCUUCGUUACCCGUACAUGCCCUAUCUUCAUUCUCCUCCUUGGAGUCACUACACUCCAAUUCAGGAAGACUUGUCACGCUGCACCUUGAGAAGGAACAGUCGAUCAUUUGGCCGUCGUUGAUCCAAGGACCAAUUCCCCAGGAAAUUUCGCCAUGCGCUCCUGUCCCUAUGCUAUAUGAUUCCAGUUUGGAGUACAAAUAUAACAUGGACCCCACAAGUCUUGUCCUAUACGCUAUAGAGCUUUACGACAUCAGGAAAGAUAAAGAAGAAGCAUUUGAGUGCUUUGUACGAGCGUGGCACCAUGGCCACCUUCCCUCUGCUACAAUGAAAUUGGUGACUCACUAUCUACCUAUCCAAACAUCAUUGGACCAUCUUGAUGCAUCUGAAGAAGGCCAACGUGGAACCGUCUCAUAUUGUGUUCAGUCCAUUGGCGGCCCGGCGGGCCUGGCCAAGCUCUUCUUGGAGGCUGGUCUUCUUCAUCUCGAAGGAGCAGCUUCUGUUUUCCUGUCAGCAUCUUAUUCCACGCUGUCGUCCAUUAGGAUGCCGCCACAGCCACAGCCUGGAGAAGGCGGCACAGAAGCUUGGAAGCGUGAUAGGGAAGCUGCAGGUCGAUACUUUGAGCGUGCUCGCACUCUGCAGCCCGAUCUUGACAUUCCUGUCCUUCCUGAUGAAGGCAUUGACCGGCAUGACCUUGGAAGUACCCAUGAACUUGAGAUGCCAUCUAUAGAGAUUCAUCCUUCUGCCUCGGAGAGUGUCUAUUCUGGAGAGGAUUCACUUUACUCAGAACAAGAGAUCAUCCCGCGUCGAAGAAGACAGAAGAAAGAAGAGCUGAUCUUCAUGGACGAGGUCAAAGGCAAAGAUGACAUCGAUAGCGCGUGGUACCUGUAUGUUCCCAGCCUGGUGGGUGCGGGCACAGCAUUGCUGGUCGUGGGCGUUAUAGGCGCACUUAGCCUUUCGUCAUGGAGAAGAAAUCAAGGAUCUUGA
Messenger RNA from Suillus plorans, 1455 nucleotides. RefSeq lists its product as uncharacterized. The coding region runs from base 1 to 1455 and encodes 484 amino acids. The transcript is spliced from 6 exons. The record is from RefSeq and is a predicted model, not a curated record. Lineage: Eukaryota; Fungi; Basidiomycota; Agaricomycetes; Boletales; Suillaceae.